UUUGUUUUGAUCGUUUGAAAUAUAUGGGCCCAUAAAAUAUGAGUGUUUUAUUUUAAAUGUGACUAAUAAUAAUAAUUUUUUAACAAAAUGGAACCUUCGAAAGAGCCGAUAAGUGUUCGAACAGGACGAUUAAAUAAUCAAAUAGUUGCCAGAAAUUCCCAACCCACAAAAACAUCAAAUUUAAUAUAUCGUGAUAGUUUACUCGAUGCAUUUAUCGCUUUUUACGAUGAAUGUAACAACGAUUUUUUAAUAAAGAAUGAUAAAUUAAUCGCACAAUUUGUUGAAGAAUUUCGUACGGCUUUAUUAGAUCUCAAACAAAUACGUCCAAGUAUUUAUGAUUUUGAAGUACGAAAUGUUAUCGGACGUGGACAUUUUGGGGAAGUUAAUGUGGUCAGAGAAAAACAGACUGGUGAUGUUUAUGCAAUGAAAACAUUACGAAAAUGUGAAAUUUUAAAGCAAACCGGUGUUUCGUUUCACCAAGAAGAACGUGAUAUUAUGGCUACAGCCACAUCGCCAUGGCUAACCGCUUUACAGUAUUCAUUUCAAGAUAGUUCGAAUCUUUAUUUUAUAAUGGAAUUUCAUUCUGGAGGCGAUUUAUUGGCAUUAUUGGAAAGGCAUAAUGGAGUUAUUCCCGAAAGUUUUUGUCAAUUUUAUUUAGCUGAGCUAACACAAGCCAUAAAUGCUUUACAUUUAAUGGGAUACGUUCAUCGUGAUUUGAAACCAGAAAACGUGUUGUUAGAUAAAUGUGGCCAUUUGAAAUUGGCUGAUUUUGGUUCGGCUGCAAAAUUAUCAAGUAAAGGAAAAGUUUGUAGUGAAUUACCGGUUGGUACACCCGAGUAUAUCGCACCAGAGGUUCUUAAAUCAAUGGAAAAUGGAGGAUCAUAUGGGACUGAAUGUGAUUAUUGGUCGUUGGGUAUAAUUGCAUACGAAAUAUGCGUCGGUUGUACACCGUUCACAGGCUCCGCACUCACGUCCAUAUACAACAACAUCAUGAACUAUUCCUUAAAAUUAUCAUUCCCAGAAGAAUGUAAUAUAUCGGAUCCAUAUAAACAUUUUAUUAAGGCUUUACUCAUCGAUGGUAAUGCCCGAUUGAACUAUAAGGGAUGUUUGGAACAUGAAUUUUUUAACAGUAUUAAUUGGAAUCGUUUACGAGAUGAAGUACCACCGUUUGUACCGAAAGUGAAUUCAAUUGAUGAUACAUCGAAUUUUAUCGAAAUUGAACAUAAACCACAUGUGUGUACAUCGACUAUGGAGAAUUUGAGGAAUAAAAGGAUGUUUACGGGACGGAAUUUACCAUUUAUUGGAUUUACAUACACGCCAGAUGUACCAGAAUUGGAAAUCUCUGUACACAUUAAACCUAAUUGGAACAAUAAAAAUGCCUUAGAUGAGAAAAACAAAGAAGUAGAAUAUUUACAUAAAAAAUUAGCGGAAAUUGAUAACGAUACCAAAGAUAUAAAACUAUUAAAAAAACGUCUUGCCGAAGUAUUAAAUCAAUUACGUAAAGUUGAACAAGUACGUGAAACACUUGAAAAAGAUUUAGCAUUAAGUAAAAAUCAAGUAUCACAUUACAAGCGUAGUAUUGAAGCGGAACGUUUAGAACGUAAGGAAAUUGAAACCAAAGCAUUGGAUUUAAUAAAAAUGACAAAAAAACGUUGGGAAGAGGCUGAAGCAAUUAAAAUUACAAAAUUAAAUGAAGAAAUUGAGGAAGGAACACAACGUAUUACGGAUCUAUGUACACAGAAUAAUGAGCUAGUUUCACAGUUGGAACGUUGUCAAAACGAUUUGGCGAGUACACGCAGCGAGUUAGAAGAAUUGAAGAAUUUACAAUCGGAGUAUAAGGAUAAAAUGAUUCGUUGCCGUGAACGAAAUCGUCAAAGUAUUUAUGGUGUUCAAACACAAUUAGAAAAAAUAAAUACAGAUGCCACUGAACAAAUCGAAAAGUUACAACAAAAAAUUAAUGAAGAAGUUAGUACACGUUUAAAUAUGGAAAAUGAAUUAGAAGCAUAUAGAAAUAUGUCGAAAAAAUAUGAAAAUGAAUUAGAAAAACAUGUACAAGAGAAUUUUACACUAAAAGAAACAAUCGAAAAUUUACGUGAGAAUUGUAAUGAACUUACAUCGUUAAAAUUACAAUAUAGCGAAUCGAAAAAACAUUUCGAACAAGUUCAAAGUAAUCAUGAAAAUAUUGUUACCGAAUUAAAGGAGUUAUUAAACCAAGAAAAAUUGGAUGCGUCUCAAUUACGAAAAGAAAUUCGAACUUUAAAUUCAGAAUUAAAUAAAACCCAAUGUGCCUUAGAUAAAAUAACGAAUAGUUCAAAAUCAAUUCAAAAUGAUUACGAAAAUCAACUAUCACAGCUGCGAGAACAGUUAAUCGAGGCAAAUCGAAUACGUGAGGAACUUCAUGUACAGCUACGUGAAGCCCAAGAGAGUGAUGAAUUAAAUCGAAGUCGUGUCAAUGAUUUGGAACAAUUAGUCGCAAGAUUAGAACAAGGUGUGGCAAAAUUGGAAGCAAGUGAUGGACAAGAAGAUCAAAUUGCACGAUUAGAGGCACAAUUAGCACAUGCUCAUGAAUCAUUAGCUGUUGAAAAACAUGAAGCUCGUGCUGCAAAAACUGCUUUAUGGCGUAAAGAAAAAGAAUUAUCUGAUCUUGAAUUAGAUAAACGAAUUACCGCACGAGAAUUAAAAUCUGCUACCGAAAAAAUUACUAAUCUUAAUGAGGAAAUUAAAGAAUUAACAAAAGCACUAUCAAUUGAAAAAGAAUUACAUGCUACAGAUAUCGAAGCUUUACAAGAAAAAUUCAAUGAAGAAAAUAGUACGGUGAAAAACUUAGAAUCAGAAAUAACAACACUGAAAAAAGAUUUUGAACGUACAAAGAAAGAAAUUUUAUCGGAGAAAGAAAAAUAUGAAAAAUUAUUAAAAGAUAGUAAAAAAUUAGAAAUGCAAAUGGAUGGUUUACGCAGUGAAAAACGUGAAUAUGAACGACAAGUGAAUCGAUUAAAAGACGAUAUGGAUCGAGUUGUUCGAGAAAAGAAUAAUUUAAAUCAGAGUUGUGAGAAAAAUCGUAAUGAAACACAAAAAUAUGAAACUUUGUUGGCGCAACGUGAUCGUGAAUUACAAAAUUUACAAAUGAAUCACAAUGUACUUCGUGAAGCUUGUAGUAUGUUAGAAAAUCAAUUAGAAAACUACGAUUGUCUAAUUGAAGAGUGUGAGAAAAAACAGAAAAAUUUAUUAAACGAAAUUGAAGAGCACAAGAAACGUAUUGAAAAAUUACAAGCGGAUGUACAAACUGGAAAACAGAAUAUUAACGAACAAAUUUCAUUAAAAUCUUUGGCUGAAAAGCGAGCUGAACGUUUACAAAAUGAAUUAAAAGAAUUGAGCGAUGAAAAAGAGACACUUGCACAACAAUUAUCGCAGUACAAAACAGCUUGUGAAAAUUUGAAUGAACAAUUGGCAGUAUGCGAAUCACAAUUAUCUGAACAUGAGCUUAAUAUAACAAAUUUGAAGCGAUAUUUGGAGGUGGCUCAAAAAGAACAAAAUCUUUUAAAAGAAGAAUCGUCACAUCGUUUAACAUUAUUGCAAAGUGUAAAAGAAUCAAAUUUGAAAAUUAAUCAUGACUUACGAAUUGCUCAAGCUGAAAUAGAAUCUUUGAAAUCAUUAAAUAUUGAUCUCGAAUCACAAUUACAAGAGAAAAUUCAUUAUUAUCAACAACGUGAGUUAAAAUCAGAUGCUCAACAGCAGCAACAAGCUAAGCUAAUAAACUAUUUACAAACAAAACUUGAAGAGUAUAAUAAAAAGAAAAAAACAUUCACCGAUAAAUUAUUCCGACAUAGUAAAAAAGAAAAUAUGCCUCCAUUACAUUUACGCUUAGCACGUGAUGUUGAAACAAAAUUACAAGAGGAAAAAGCGAAAAAUAAAGAAUUAAAUGAUGAAUUACAGAAAAUUAAGGGUACUUUAUCAAAACAACAAAGUUUUAAAGUAGCCGCUACAGUUUCUAAUGGAUCAUCAGCGGUGGAUAAACGGAAUUCAAAAAUUGUAGAUGGAGAAAUUACUAUUAAAUCGUUGACAAGUCCUAUGGAAGGCUUUGUUAAACUUACCGAUGGUACCAAAUGGAUUUGGGAAAAUAAAUAUUUACGAUUGGAAGACACCCAUUUACGUUGGUACGAUCAAAUCGAAAGUACAACACCCAUAUCGAAAAUAAAUUUAACAUCAAACGAACUCACCAUACAAUUAAUUGAAGAUAUCCCGUUAAGCGAGUGUAAAAAUAUCACUGAACGUGAUCAACCGCUAAUCUUUAAAAUCGGAACAAAACCAAAAACAACUUGUUGGCCAAGUCAAAUUCUAUAUAUAAUGGCAUCUAGUACGAAUGCAAAAUUAGCAUGGAUUGGAGCGUUAAAGAAAAUUAUUCCUAACUUAAUAACCGGAUCAUCAUCACAACAAAUCGGUAAAAUUGUAUGGAAAACAUCUGCGGAAGUUGUACGAACAAUUGUUGAAAUUGAUACGAAUAUCUUAUUGAUUGGAACACUUAAUGGCAUUUUUUCGGUUAAAGAAAAUGGUUCGACAGCUGUUUUAAUGGGAGGUGUUAAAAAUGUCAUUCAACUUGAUAUCCAUCGUAAACUUGGUCUAGUAAUAAUGAUUGCUGGUGAAAAAUCGUACUUACAAAUUAUUUGUCUACGCGUAAUGGAGGGUUUAGCAAAAGCUUCGUCAUGUAGUAAUCCAAUUAUAUGCCCACAAUUAGUUUUAGACGAUGAAUUCCAUUUAUUUGAAAUCUCCCCGAAUACACAUAUGAUGUGUGGGGCAACGAAGACCCAAAUUAUAAUCUUUAAAUACAAUAAUAGUAAUUUUACUCCUGUGCGAAUGUUAGACACCGCACAACCGUGUUCUUGUCUCUUGUUGCGUGAACAUUCUCUAUUAGUUGGGGCAAAUAAAUUCUUUGAAAUUGAUUUACGUAACUUUUCAGCUGAAGAAUUCCUUGAUGCUUCCGAUACAUCACUUUUAAGGGCUGUUUAUCUGUAUAAAACGAAUUCUUACCCCAUUGGUUUAAUUGAUGUCAGUAAUAAACAACAAAAUGAAUAUUUGAUAUGUUACAAGGAGUUCGGUAUAUUUGUAGAUGAAUUCGGUCGACGUAGUCGAGAACAUGAUUUCAAAUGGAAUCAUGUACCGAAGAAAAUUGCUUAUAAAAAACCAUAUUUAUUUAUUUUUUACACGAGUUUUAUCGAAUUAUUACGAAUUGAACAAUAUUCAUCGGUUUAUUGUCCGAUUAAAUUCGAUUUAAGUGAUGAUGGGGAAGAUGUUCGAUUUAUUGGUUUAAGUAAAUUAUUAAGUGGGUCAAUUUUUAUUUAUGCGGAUCAAUCAGUACGUUUAAUUGAUGGUGCAAGUUUAUUAGAAGAGGACGAUACUGAUGGAGGGGAUGUUACGGAAUCGGAACAAGAUGCUAAUGAUCAAUUUAGUUUUACGAGUUCAAUGGUGGAAUCGUUAGAUCGUUGUGGUGUCGAUGAUGAAGAAUCAUCGACAGAUGUUGAUUUUAAUAAUCGUAAAAAAAUUGUACAAUUUCAAAAACAAACAGAUCUCUAAAUUAUCUUUGAUAGAUUUUUAUUUUAAGUUUGUCUUAUCUUUUGUCUUAUGGGAGAUUGGGGGGCUGGCUUUGGUUAGUUUUUGGAACUAUAAGUGUCAAAUUGAUUCGGAUUUGUGUACAAUCCAUUGAAAUAUUGACAAUUUUGUAAUUACAAAUUCUUCUCUAUCUUAAACAGUUUUGUUCUGUUCGGAUAAGAUGGGAAAUUUGCUCUAUAUCAAAUGUUUAUUAAUUAAGCAAAACUUAAACUAAUCAAAACAGUUUUUCAAAAUUCUAACGAAUUCAAAACAAAUUCAAUGGGAGGAGUUUCCGAACACAUAAUAUAUUUGUACCCUACUUUCCCCUUGAUUUUUAAUCAUUUGCUCAAACUCCCCUUGCAUUUCUAUUUCUAUGUAUUUAUUAUUAUAUAUUUCUAAAGUUAUAAUUUUUCAAACCGGACUUCUCCCACCGUCCAGACACCUGGACUCUUCGAAAUUCUAUUUUUGGAACAUUUUAGUUCCCGUACUAAAACAAGCAAGUAGUAAAUUUGAUUUGUGUAGGAUGUGGCAAGACUGAUGUUUCCCGAUUAUUCAUGAUAUCAUUGCGAACGUAAUUAUCAAUUCCGCAUGAAUCAAAUUUGCUAAAGGGCAGUUUCUUA
Chrysoperla carnea is the source of this 6203-nucleotide messenger RNA. RefSeq names its product citron Rho-interacting kinase (gene sti). Gene Ontology annotation, molecular function: ATP binding; protein serine/threonine kinase activity. Gene Ontology annotation, cellular component: cytoplasm; actin cytoskeleton. The coding region runs from base 88 to 5568 and encodes 1826 amino acids. The transcript has 9 exons. The record is from RefSeq and is a predicted model, not a curated record. Gene Ontology annotation, biological process: peptidyl-threonine phosphorylation; actomyosin structure organization. Lineage: Eukaryota; Metazoa; Arthropoda; Insecta; Neuroptera; Chrysopidae.